GGGUAAUCUUGUUUGUGUAGCCUGACCAACACGACUUGCUCCGACUCAGAGAUCUGGCGCCUUACUUGAGGUUCGCCAUACACAGGACACUGUGAGUGCGAUACAACCUUACACGGAGUGUUAUAUUGCGUUUGUAGUCUGCGACAAUGGCGCCGGCCGCGCUAGACUCGCUUGAGGCUCUGCAGACCGAUUUCCCAGACCUUGCGGAGGAUAUUCAGGAGUUCGCUAACCUGUACCAGCGCAAGCUAUGGCACCAGCUCACCCUAAAAGUGGAGGCCUGCUUCCAUAGCUCUGCAUUCAACCGGGGCGACAUCCCUGUGCGCCUUUUUAAAGGCUUUGUCAGUGACUUUGGCCACAAGAUCAACUUCCUGAAGCUGGCACAGUUUGCGGUGCACGCGUGCAAGUUCCAGCCAAACCCUGCCGCUGCGUGCGAGCUGCUCACCUCCGUCAUCACCAAGUUGGAGGACCUCAAACAGCCGCGCACCGCAGAGGCUGUCCUGUUCCUGCGCAUGCACGUGGCGCAGCACAAGCUGGAGACGGGCGACUUGGCGGAGAGCAAAUCCAUCACUGAGUCCGUGACGGAGGCGCUGGGCAAGCUGCACGACGUGGACCCCUCCGUGUCGGCUGCGGUGUACUACGUCACCUCGCUGCUGGCCAAGGCGCAGUCCGCCUACGCCGACUUCUACCGCUCCAGCCUCAUGUACCUCAGCUUCGUGUCCAGCGAUAGCCUGCAGCCGGACUUCAAGCGUCGGCUGGCGGUGGACGUGUCCAUGGCGGCGCUGCUGGGCGAGGGCGUGUACAGCUUCGGGCAGCUGCUGCAGCACCCCAUCGUGGGCAGCCUGGACGGCACGCCCCAGCAGUGGCUGCACGAGAUGCUGGAGGCGUUCAACAACGGCGACAUCCACGCUUACGACGCCCUGUGUGCUAAGUACGCCACGCAGCUGAACGGCCAGCCGGCGCUGGUGGCGCACGAGCGGCGGCUGCGCGAGAAGAUCACCAUCAUGUCGCUGCUUGACCUGAUCAGCAGCCGGCCGCCUGAGGCACGCGCCAUCGCGCUGGCGGACAUCGGGGCGCGCACCAAGCUGGACACGGACGGCGUUGAGUUCUUGCUCAUGAAGGCCCUGGCACUGCACCUGAUUGAAGGCGUCAUUGACGAGGUGGCGGCCACUGUGGAGGUGACGUGGGUCACACCGCGCAUCCUCACGCCCGCGCAGCUGCAGGGCCUGAAGGAGCGGCUGGACGGCUGGGUGGGGCGCGUGGCAGCAGUUGCGAUGGCGCUCGAGAGCGAGAGCGUGGGCAUGCUGGCGGCGGUUAACGGCGGCGGCGCGGCGGCGGCGGUUGGCGUCAGCGCUUGAGCGGGAUAGGCUCUGGGUAGCACAUCCGCUGACGGCUGGUUGCUGCCGGAAUGAUCGAUUAAAGUGUUUCACGGACUGCAGCAGCUACUGAUUGAGGCCCAAUAACGGCUGCGGCAUUGAUAGGCGUGUAUGAGAGGGCUACGGGCCUAUUGCGUGGGCCUAUGGCACAGCAAGGAUAAAGCUUUGGAGCGUUUACGCCGCACGAUGGCGUCAUCGACCCCGCGGGGAUGGUGGGCAGCAACCCGGGUUCACUUUUGGGCAACGUCCCGCAUGCACAGUACGGACCGCGUUUCAAGGUUGCGGACAUGUCGGACAAGGUGUUAUUUUGUAAGCGGUUACCUUG
Messenger RNA from Chlamydomonas reinhardtii, 1698 nucleotides. RefSeq lists its product as uncharacterized. The record is from RefSeq and is a predicted model, not a curated record. Gene Ontology annotation, biological process: ubiquitin-dependent protein catabolic process. Lineage: Eukaryota; Viridiplantae; Chlorophyta; Chlorophyceae; Chlamydomonadales; Chlamydomonadaceae. Bases 147 to 1355 code for a protein of 402 amino acids. Gene Ontology annotation, molecular function: structural molecule activity. The transcript has 7 exons. Gene Ontology annotation, cellular component: cytosol; nucleus; proteasome regulatory particle, lid subcomplex.